AUGGCCAUGCUGAGAGUGUCGUCCUACCGCCGGCAGUUUGAGGAGGAGUUGGAAUGGAGGGUCCAACAGAGGUUGUGGAGGGCAGUACCGCUCCUCGGCAGUCAAGGCCAGGUCAGUGUGUGGAUUGUUGGUAGCCCGCUCACCUCUACAUGGAUUAGAGGGCCUGGGUCCUGUUCAGUAGGGGGGAAAGAAUUUAAAAACACUGAAACGUGGAGGUACUACCUUGUCCAAUAAUAAGACUUGUUUUCUGUUGCAAAAUGUGUUGCUAUGGUGAGCCCUACUGAACAUGACCCUUAACAUACGGACCACAGGAGAUGAUCUGUAUGGAGAUCACUGUGCACCGAGGAUGGUUUACUACAGGGUUUCUCAACCUUUUUUUCUACCAGAGGCUGGCAAGCUUCUUGGGGGACCUCUUCCAUUAAACUAGAAUGUAUCAGACAACCCUCUGAAGGACCGGGCAGCAAUAUCCCAGGGACCGUUGCUGGUCCAGUUGCCAGAGGUUGAGUGACACUGGUUUACUACAUUUACAUUUUACAUUUAUUUAGCAGACACUCUUAUCCAGAGCGACUUACAAAUUGGUGCAUUCAACUUAUGAUAGCCAGUGGGACAACAACCUUUUUUUAAAUUAAUUUUUUAUGGGGGGUGGGGGAAGAAGGAUUACUUUAUACUAUUCCAGGUAUUCCUUAAAGAGGUAGGGUUUCAAGUGUCUCCGGAAGGUGGUCAGUGACUCCGCUGUCCUGGCGUCGUGGGGGAGCUUGUUCCACCAUUGGGGUGCCAGAGCAGCGAAUAGCUUUGACUGGGCUGAGCGGGACCUGUGCUUCCGUAGAGGUAGGGGAGCUAGCAGGCCAGAGGUGGAUGAACGUAGUGCCCUCGUUUGGGUGUAGGGUCUGAUCAGAGCCUGAAGUUAAGGAGGUGCCGUUCCCCUCACAGCUCCGUAGGCAAGCACCAUGGUCUUGUAGUAGAUGCGAGCCUCAACUGGAAGCCAGUGGAGUGUGCGGAGGAGCGGGGUGACAUGAGAGAACUUGGGAAGGUUGAACACCAGACGGGCUGCAGCGUUCUGGAUAAGUUGUAGGGGUUUAAUGGCACAGGCAGGGAGCCCAGCCAACAGCGAGUUGCAGUAAUCCAGACGGGAGAUGACAAGUGCCUGGAUUAGGACCUGUGCCGCUUUCUGUGUAAGGUAGGGUUGUACUCUGCGAAUGUUGUAGAGCAUGAACCUGCAGGAUCGGGUCACCGCUUUGAUGUUCGCAGAGAAUGACAGGGUGUUGUCCAGGGUCACGCCAAGGUUCUUUGCACUCUGGGAGGAGGACACAAUGGAGUUGUCAACCGUGAUGGCGAGAUCAUGGAGCGGGCAGUCCUUCCCCGGGAGGAAGAGCAGCUCCGUCUUGCCGAGGUUCAGCUUGAGGUGGUGAUCCAACAUCCACACUGAUAUGUCUGCCAGACAUGCAGAGAUGCGAUUCGCCACCUGGUUAUCAGAAGGGGGAAAGGAGAAAAUUAAUUGUGUGUCGUCUGCGUAGCAAUAGGAGAGAACAUGUGAGGAUAUGACAGAGCCAAGUGACUUGGUGUAUAGAGAGAAUAGGAGAGGGCCUAGAACUGAGCCCUGGGGGACACCAGGGGUGAGAGCACGUGGUGCGGAGACAGAUUCUCGCCACACCACCUGGUAGGAGCGACCUGUCAGGCAGGACGCAAUCCAAGAGUGAGCAGCACCGGAGAUGCCCAACUCGGAGAGGGUGGAGAGGAGGAUCUGAUGGUUCACAGUUUUAAAGGCAGCGGAUAGGUCUAGAAGGAUAAGAGCAGAGGAGAGAGAGUUAGCUUUAGCAGUGCGGAGAGCCUCCGUGACACAGAGAAGAGCAGUCUCAGUUGAAUAACCAGUCUUGAAACCUGACUGGUUUGGAUCAAGAAGGUAAUUCUGAGAGAGAUAGCAGGAGAGUUGGCUAGAGACGGCAUGCUCAAGAGUUUUGGAGAGAAAAGAAAGAAGGGAUACUGGUCUGUAGUUGUUGACAUCGGAGGGAUCGAGUGUAGGUUUUUUGAGGAGGGGUGCAACUCUUGCUCUCUUGAAGACGGAAGGGACAUGGCCAGCGGUCAAGGAUGAGUUGAUGAGCGAAGUGAGGUAAGGGAGAAGGUCUCCGGAAAUGGUCUGGAGAAGAGAGGAGGGGAUAGGGUCAAGCAGGCAGGUUGUUGGGCGGCCGGCCGUCACAAGUCGCAAGAUUUCAUCUGGAGAGAGAGGGGAGAAAGGAGUCAAAGCAAAGGGUAGGGCAGUGUGAGCAGGACCAGCGGUGUCAUUUGACUUAAUAAAUGAGGAUCAGAUGUCGUCAACCUUCUUUUCAAAAUGGUUGACGAAGUCAUCCACAGAGAGAGAGGAGGGAGGGGGAGGAGGAGGAGGAUUCAGCAGGGAGGAGAAGGUGGCCUAGGGUUAGAGGCAGAGGCUUGAAAUUUAGAGUGGUAGAAAGUGGCUUUAGCAGCGGAAACAGAGGAAGAGAAUGAAGAGAGGAGGGAGUGAAAAGAUGACAGGUCCGCAGGGAGUCUAGUUUUCCUCGGCUGCCCGGAGCCCUCUUCUGUGAGCUCGCAAUGAGUCGUCAAGCCACGGAACAGGAGGGGAGGACUGAGCCGGCCGGGAGGAUAGGGGACAUAGAGAGUCAAAAAGAUGCAGAAAGGGAGGAGAGGAGGGUUGAGGAGGCAGAAUCAGGAGAUCGGAGGGAGAAGGAUUUAGCAGAGGGAAGAGAUGAUAGGAUGGAAGAGGAGAGAGUAGCGGGAGAGAGAGAGCGAAGGUUGCGACGGCACAUUACCAUCUGAGUAGGGGCAGAGUGAGUAGUGUUGGAGGAGAGCGAGAGAGAAAAGGAUACAAAGUAAUGGUCGGAGACUUGGAGGGGAGUUGCAGUGAGAUUAGUAGAAGAACAGCAUCUAGUAAAGAUGAGGUCAAGCGUAUUGCCUGCCUUGUGAGUAGGGGGGGACGGUGAGAGGGUGAGGUCAAAAGAGGAAAGGAGAGGAAAGAAAGAGGCAGAGAGAAAUGAGUCAAAGGCAGACGUAGGGAGGUUAAAGUCCCCCAGAACUGUGAGGGGUGAGCCAUCCUCAGGAAAGGAACUUAUCAAGGCGUCAAGCUUAUUGAUGAACUCUCCAAGGGAACCUGGAGGGCGAUAAAUGACAAGGAUGUUAAGCUUGAAUGGGCUAGUGACUGUGACAGCAUGCAAUUCAAAUGAGGAGAUAGACAGAUGGAUCAGGGGAAAAAGAGAGAAUGUCCACUUGGGAGAGAUGAGGAUUCCUGUGCCACCGCCGCGCUGACCAGAUGCUCUUGGGGUAUGCGAGAACACAUAGUCAGACAAGGAAAUAGCAGUAGGAGUAGCAGUGUUUUCUGUGGUAAUCCAUGUUUCCGUCAGCGCCAAGAAGUCGAGGGACUGGAGGGUAUCAUAGGCUGAGAUUAACUCUGCCUUGUUGGCCGCAGAACGUCAGUUCCAGAGGCUGCCGGAGACCUGGAACUCCACGUGGGUCAUGUGCGCAGGGACCACCAGAUUAGAGUGGCAGCAGCCACGUGGUGUGAAGCGUUUGUAUGGCCUGUGCAGAGAGGAGAGAACAGGGAUAGACAGACACAUAGUUGACAGGCUACAGAAAAAGGCUACAAUAAUACAAAGGAGAUCAGAAUGAAAUGAACUAAACAUCUGGGAAAGCGAGAGAGCGGGGCCUCCCUCACUUACGUUUCACUGAAACACUCAAAUAUAACUCUCCCAACUUCCACUUUAGAAAUUAUAAUUGUUAUAAACUACAGCGGUUCAAUGUUUUCUAGGAAUAGACUCUAACUUAGUUUAUUCAGCUAGCUAACUUGGUACUUCCGUGAAAACCAUCCAGGGCACCGAAUCCUAUGAUGCCAUAGCCAACUAGCAUGCCAGCCUCCAAUAACACGGUUUAGCACCAAUACUCGGUUACAACAAACCACCAGUGUGUUAACACGCCAAGCAGAUCAUUCGUGUCCGUGUCUAACGUUGUGUAAAGUUUUGGGUUAGUUUUGACAGUUUGAGUGAGUACGUCGUCAAUUUAUUCAGCCAGUUAGUUAGCUAGAAUAGUUAGCAUACUAGCUAGCCAUUGCUCUCUGCCAACGAACCAACCCCUCCUCCCACGACACGAAACACAGAGAGAGCCAAGCUAACGUUAACUAGUCACCCAUGUCCUGAAUUCCCUUGAACGACUCUGGUUACCAGUAUGUAAAAACAAAACAAAAAUAAAUGUAGGUUAUAACUUACCCUUAGUAGCUACUGUUAGCCAGUUAAGUGCAAAGCUAACCACUGAUUUAGCCAGUUCGCGUCUGUCCCAACGGAGAGAAAGCGUCUCCAAAUAUUACAGCUAGGUCGUUCCAGCUAUUGUUUAGUUAGCUAUCCAGGUAGCAACAAGCUAGCUACAUUUCAAGUAAUAGUAGCUACUAACUACUAUUAUUCUACAAUGUAAAAAAUAAAGAAAAACCAUUGAAUGAGUAGGUGUGUCCAAACCUUUGACUGGUACUGUAUAUACACUAGAUCAAUGGUUCCCAACCAUACUAGUGUCACGACUUCCGCCGAGGCUGCCCCCCCUCCUGGUUCGGGCAUGCUUCGGCGUUCGUCGUCACCGGAGUCCUAGCUACUGCCGAUUCCUUUCUCAUCACUCCACUUGUCAUGUCUUGUCAGUCACACACACCUGGUGCUCAUUCCCCUAAUUAGUAUGUGUAUAAGUGUUCCCUCUGUUCCCCUUGUCUUUGUGAGUGAUUGUUUGUUGUGAGAGCGUGUAGCUCGGUUGAGCUACUAUUCACUGUGUUUAUGCCAAUGUGGAUGUUUUCCCUUGUAAUAGUUUCGUUUUACGCUUUGGGCGUUUUAAUUAUGUAAACGGAAUAAACUCUGGACUUCGGUGUUUUACCUCCUGCGCCUGACUCCUUCAUUCACACCUCGUCACAACUAGGAGGAGGCUAAGGGGUUAAAUCUUCUGUUUGUAUUGUGUUGUGCAAACUUGAGAUUGGUUGAGACAUACAGUACUUGUAAGGACAAUGCUUUAUGGUAAUUUGUCAGUCGUGGCCAAUUGUGAUGAGUUUCAGAGUUCAACAAAGUUUGAGUUAUGACAGAUGUUUGUUUUCUUUCACUCAAGUAUGUCUGAAUAAGCUUAUUUAAUCAGAAGCAAAUGUGCGGUAGCUUUGCACGAUUUCCAUAUGCAGUAUAGCGUGUCACUCAGUUGGCCAUUGCAUGUUUCGCAUUAGUUACGCCUUGUCUGUCCCAAGGGAAAAGUUUGAAGGGUGAUGACAAACGCCUUUUGCAUUUGUGUCAAACAAUGACAUCAUGUUACCUCUGGCGGUGUUAAUUUGCACAGAGCUGAUUUGGGAGGGGCAGCAAUGCUAUUAAUUCAAGACACUUCAGAGAUUGCGAUCUUGUGGCCCUUGAUGGCGCCCUGCUUUGAGGAGGACAAUGACUCUCUGGAGGCCCAGAUCUGUGAGCUGGAGGAGAGGCUGGCUGGCCAACAGACCACCUCCACUUCUGACUUUAUUGAAGUAAAGCAGUGCUUGGCCACUCCCUAAGCUAUUCUCUUUGCUUUUCAGCUCGUUCAAGCACAGCAUGACUACCUCUAGGAGCGCAACCAUCAAAUCAUGCAUAUCAUGACUCUUCUCCCAGUUCUUAAUAAGCUUGUCCCUAAACUCAUUACCCUUCCCCUCAUCAUGUUGGAAUAUGGCAAUGAUCAACUCUUCCAGUUUGGUCUGUCGUUCUGCAUCACUGCACAGUCUGCUGCCGCCACUGCAGGAGAUGACCUGGCUAGCCACACAUUCAGAGACACAGCAGAGCUGACCGUCCGCAUGGCCAGAGGGUAUUUCUGGGAUAUUACAGCAGAGACAUCCCUCAUCUGAGACCCUACCUCACCAAAACUUUGCAAGGCUCACUAGGAGCUAGGAAACCUGUAUGUUGUUUACGGUGGUUAGCUCCCACCAUGACAUAUAUAAUGAGUGGACUUAAAGUAGUGUUUGUGUAUAUGUGUGUGUGUGUGUGUGUGUGUGUGUGUGUGUGUGUGUGUGUGUGUGUGUGUGUGUGUGUGUGUGUGUGUGUGUGUGUGUGUGUGUGUGUGUGUGUGAAUAUGAGUUAGUAUGUAUCGGUGUGCGCAUGUGUGUCUGUAUGUAUAGCCACUGGUGUAAAUGGAUGGAUAGCCGCUGUCACAGACCAUUCCCACUACUUACCAGUACCAGACUGAUAAGCCACUGUGUGUCCAGGACCAGAGCCUGUGUGACGUGGAGGAGCUGAGGAGAGAGCUGGACUAUCUGCAGGAGCAGUAUGAGGAGACCGUCCAGCAGAGGACACUCAUCCAACUGGAGCGGGAGGACGGUAAUGACCUCACUUCCUGUUCCUCUGGUGGCCAUUUUGGUGUUAUUGUUUAGUAAUUUUGAUUUGGUAUCUUUGUUUGUAAUGUAUUCUCUAACAAUGAGUAGACUUUUAAUGUGUGCUACUGUUAUAGAACAUGCAUAAAGACAUAGAUCUAACUUGUGGUAGCUCAACUUUUAUACCCAUUUUUCACCUGCAGUGAAGGACGAUCAUCUUCAAAAUAUUUUUUUUUUGCAAACAGGCAAAGAAGGGUGGAAAGAAAGAUUAAUUAUCUAAAUAUUCAAGGAGGGCCAAUAUCUCUUUGGGAGCAUUAAUGCAACUGUACUAAACUAUAAUAACCACUAGAUGGCAGUAUUGGCAUGACUUGCCAACACUGUUUUAUCCUCUCCUAUUAAACCCCAUUUCAUCUCAGCAUAGCCCAGCAGCUCCUCUGUAGCUCUAUAGUGCUCUACCCACUCUGUUCAACUGAUCAUCAGUCGUACAAUCUGGGCCGGCAGCCACAACGCAACCUGAGAACCCCAGUCUUAACAAACCCUACUAUCCGAUUCCCUCUAAUUCCAUUCCUGCCUGCCACAUCACACGUCACAGCCCCUCUCCACUGCCAGCCCAGAUGUUGGAGAAGCUGUUUCCAUGUCUCCUUAUUGAGUCAUUCAGGCUUUAAUUUAUCCCAUAUAGAUGUAAUACAGAUGGUAAUGUAGUCGGUGCAGUAAUGCGGCUGGCUGGCUGGCUCAGCCUCUGGCUCCGAUUGGAAAGCAGCUGGAGUGUGGAGAGAGACUAGAGCCGGUGACGGACACAGGCAGGGAGGGGAGAGGAGAAAAGAGAUUUGAAUGUGAUUGUGAACCAGUGUUGGAAGCAGCUCCUCGAGAGGAGGCUACAGUCUUUCUCAGCAGACAGGUGACAGACAGGCAGACAGGCAGGCAGGCAGGCAGGCAGGCAGGCAGGCAGGCAUUGGAAGAGGCUAAACAAGGCAUUGCUGGAUAUUUGAAGUCCAGCCUUGCCAUUAGCUAUUGAUUAAGCCUGUUUGUAAUUUCUGCUAAAGCUGCCCACAUCUUGGACAACCUCCAUGGUCGGUCUGUCUGUCUGUCAGCCAAUUCUCUGAGUGUUCUAUUGAGCUUGUAUCUGGGGUUGAGGCUGUUUUAGUGGAUGGUGUAUGGAUACAGUGUUUGUAUCUGGGGCUGAGGCUGUUUUAGUGGAUGGUAGAUGGAUUCAGUGUUUGUAUCUGGGGCUGAGGCUGUUUUAGUGGAUGGUAGAUGGAUUCAGUGUUUGUAUCUGGGGUUGAGGCUGUUUUAGUGGAGGGUGUAUGGAUACAGUGUUUGUAUCUGGGGCUGAAGCUGUUUUAGUAGAUGGUAGAUGGAUUCAGUGUUUGUAUCUGGGGCUGAGGCUUUUAGUGGAUGGUGUAUGGAUACAGUGUUUGUAUCUGGGGCUGAGGCUGUUUUAGUGGAUGGUAGAUGGAUUCAGUGUUUGUAUCUGGGGCUGAGGCUGUUUUAGUGGAUGGAUAUAGUGUUUGGUUCAGUAGCAACAAUGUGUUGAAGGCUCCCACAAAGGCUUCCCACAGUGGAAGAAGGCUGGAGGAGCUAGCUGAUUCUCAUCCAAAUCCAAAGCAGAAGACGGUGCUAUAAAGCACAGCUAGCCUGAAGCGAUGGAUGGAGAAGAAGAGAGGAGAGGAGAAGGGUGAUCUAGGGGGAUUUCUUUAGUCUUUACAGUCCAUAGACUGUGAGCGCAAAACUCUCUCCAAUUUACGGCCUCAUGUUUGCCCAGAGAUAACAGCAACAGACCGCCUGCCUCUUGUGCGACAUCCAUCAGGGCCCCAUGUGUUCCAGCAGCCACAGCAGAAAGGUUCCCACCCCUGGACCUUACUCGUUUUUCAUGUAGAUGUAAAUGCUAGCACCAGGAGUAAUUGAAUUCAUCACCAAUUAAUCAGGCACUUAAAAAGGGCUGGAUGAGCUAAAAGCUAAUUAGCCCUUUCCAUCCCCCCCUAUUCUCAGUAUUGCGGUGUCUAGCUAGCUACCUGCUGGUUGAGGGAAUAGAGUGUGUCAUGGUACUACCCUAGCCCCUUCUACCUACCCCUUACCCCCUAGGGACUCAUGUAGAUAUUAAAGGAUUGGAUUGGUGUAAGCCAGUGAAGGGGAUCAUAUUUUUGUUUUUGCCUAGCACCAACACACCUGAUUAAACUAAAGGCUUAAUGACGAGUUGAUUAGUUGAAUCAAGCUUGGUAAAUACUAGUGUAAGCAAUAUUGUGAAAAUGCCAUCUAGCCUAUCAGAAGACAAGCUGAAGCUUUCAACAUAUUGUUAACACCUAUCCAAUCUCCUGAGAUCUAAACAAGUGCAUAGGGGGUAGGGACUAAGGGUUUAUUUGGAACAACAAAUAGUGUUUGUGGUUUUCUUAUGAGCACUGUUGGUUUUCUAUUGAUCUGGCUCUCUGCUGCCCCCUGUAGGAAGUGGAUGUAGUGACGGCAGACUGUCUGGCCCUGAGGGAGCAGGUGAAAUUCUACCAGGAACAACUGGCUCACAUAGAGGCACAGCAUGAGACGGUAAGAGAGAAGGGACAUCUCAGAGAGGGGACUGGCUGGAUGGCCAACAUCAAUUACCCACAGUAUUAGUACACAAAGUAGGAACAGUUUACUACUCAAUGGCUCUCUUGGUCAUUACUUACAAGUGGGACUGUGUUUGAACCCGGGUUUCCUGCAUGCCAAAAGGCUGUUAGCCCACUGAGCUAAAGGCAUUAGCUCAGGGAGCUAAUGCGGGUAUUCAAAGCUCAGGCAAGGUUUGCCGAACCACCUCCUUUACAUAAGCAGAAAGGCUUUUCUGUUAAGCCAAGCCACUCAAACUUCAGAGGACAAGUGUUGGAGAGAUGCCCAGUAGGGGUUGCCAGGGGCAACAGGGUUCAGAUGACCUCGGCCAUCUUGUUGACCAGGUUUUACCAUGAACAGUAGUUAUUUUACCAGGAACAAUGGUGGUACUGAGGCUUGAUUAGAGCACAACAAGGCAGGGUAAGAAUAAGAAGAGGCUUUCCAAGGAGAGAUCUCACAGAUGAUAUAACCAGUUAUUAUAUCAUAGAACAGAGCCCUGAUUCUCUAUAACACUGCCUCACCCAAGCCUUUAACCCAGUCAUUCCCUCACACAAAAACUCACAUUUUAAUUGUUAAAUCCACAAAUCACAUAACUUAUAAAAUAAAAUAAAAUAUAAAAUAAAAAUAAUUCACACACACACACGCACACACUAUUGCAAAAAUAAUGCACACACAUUUGCUAAAUAAUUCACACACAUUUGCUAAAUAACACACAGACACACACACACACACACACACACACCCCUCCCUCUGUUCUCCAUCUCAUCAGCAGCUGACAGACACAUCCUGCUAUCAGAUCCUGGGAGAGCAGAGAGAGAGCGAGGCAGAGAGAGAGCGAGCGAGGCAGAGUGGCGGAGGGAGAGAGAGUGAGGCGGAGGGAGAGAGCGCGUGAGGCAGAGAGGUGGAGGGAGAGAGAGCGCGAGGCAGAGGGAGAGAGCACGAGGCAGAGCAGAGAGCGUGCGAGGCAGAGAGGCGGAGGGAGAGAGAGCGAGGCAGAGCAGAGAGCGAGGCAGAGCAGAGAGCGAGCGAGGUAGGCAGAGCAGAGAGAGAGAGAGCGAGGCAGAGCAGAGAGCGAGCGAGGCAGAGCAGAGAGCGAGCGAGGCAGAGCAGAGAGCGAGCGAGGCAGAGCAGAGAGCGAGCGAGGCAGAGCAGAGAGCGAGCGAGGCAGAGAGGCGGUGGGAGAGAGAGAGAGGCAGAGAGGCAGAGGGAGAGAGGCAGAGAGCGAGCGAGGCAGAGCAGAGCAGAGAGCGAGCGAGGCAUUGAGGCGGCGGGAGAGAGAGAGAGGCAGAGAGGCGGCGGGAGAGAGAGAGGCAGAGCAGAGAGCGAGAGAGGCAGAGAGGCGGCGGGAGAGAGAGAGAGGCAGAGCAGAGAGCGAGCGAGGCAGAGAGGCGGAGGGAGAGGCAGAGCAGAGAGCGAGCGAGGCAGAGGGCGAGAGAGGGAGGGCGAGAGAGGGAGAGGGAGACUGAAAGGGAACAAAGAGAGAAAGCAGAGAGAGAGGGAGCAGUGAGAAAGGGAAAAGGAGAAGCAAGCGGCAGUUCCUUCUCUUCGUCACAGUUUUUUCCUCUGUGAAGACCGGCCACUCGGCCGCACGCUACGUUUAACACACUCCCUCAGGUACACGCUCGAUAACUCGCUGCACCGGAUUACUCACAGCACCCCUAGGUUUUAUUAACUGCUAUUAUUAUCAGACAUUUCCAACACCUCAUAUUCCCCUGAUGAAUGGACUGCCUUAUCAUUACUCAAGGUUCAGGCUGCUGGGGUAUUUCAUUCUGCUGUGAUGGAUGCGUGGAGGUUGAUAAUGGUUUUAGGUAUUGCGACCUGAAGACGUACAUGGCUGGGUCUUAAUGUUGUGUGUGUCUGCAGAGGGUUGAGAGUCUGGUCUAGCCUGCUGAGCAUACAACACACAUGAACGUGCUCACUGCACACAUGCACACACACACCUCUCAGCCUAAUGUCUGUGUCUAAAUGUUGUGUGUGUGUGUGUGUGUGUGUGUGUGUGUGUGUCUGCAGACGGUUCAGAACAUGGUGGUCCCUGUAGAGGGUCCAGCUGCAGCAGGGAGAGAAGUCCUGGAGUUUUACAACCCUGACAUCACCCCAGUAUCAUGGAUAUCAAGGAGUACUAUAGCCAGCUGGCUGAGAGCCUCCAGGUACGGAUUCUGGAGAACACACACACGCAUGCACGAACAGUGUCAUUAUGUAAACAUACCUGCACACACACAGAACACACACACCCUUCAACAUAACUCCAGAUCCCCCCCCCCCCCCCCCCCCCCAAUCCUGCUACACACCUCUCCCCCACUCCACCUCCCUCUCCCACCCCCUCUUUCUUCCACAAACCGCCUGGCCCGUCCAGGCAUAACUCUGAGCCUUCACACAUCUCAGAGGGAUGGGCCAGCAUGUUUUCUUUUCCUCCUGACAUCACACUUGAGACGAACCUGAGAAUCAGAGCUGCUGCCACACACCAGAACAGACCCACUUUGUCCCACUGUGUGUUUGUGUGUGUCAGAAAGAGAGUGUGUAUGUGUUACAAGCUAGAGGUGCUCUGCUGGGGUCAACCUGGCUCUCCGGUGGGUCUGACCCUCCCCCAGGUUCCCGGGUCGGGAUGUCCGUAAUCAGACCUCUGGGCUGCUUCCUAGGUGGCAUGGGGGUGUGUGUGGAGGCUUUGGCCCAAAUUGACAGCAGCUCUUGCGGUAACCCAAACAAUUACACUCUCCCUCCCACUUCAUCCUAUCUCCUCCCCUCCUCCUCCUUCCCUCGUUCAUUGCCAGCUGGACAGCUUGCUGGCCUCCAUUAGUGUCUCAGAAGGUGCAAUUGUCUCCAUCCCCAAAUUAUUGCCAUUUGGGAUUGAAGUGAGAUUGCUGGCUGACUCUGGUACCUCGUUGCCACUCAUUUGUUCCUCUCCAUCAGGACUGCGUCCCAAAUGGCACCCCAUUCCCUUUAUGGUGCAUUACUUUUGACCAGGGCCUAUAGGGUGACAUUUGGGACGCACCCCAGGAAUGCGGUUAGGAUGAGGGGAGGGUUUAAGAUUGGUCUCAGCAGGUAUGAAGCUAAGGCAUGGACUGAUUAUUCUCCCUGUCUGGGUGUACAAAGUACAGGACACUGAUUAUUCUCCCUGUCUGGGUGUACAAAGUACAGGACACUGAUUAUUCUCCCUGUCUGGGUGUACAAAGUACAGGACACUGAUUAUUCUCCCUGUCUGGGUGUACAAAGUACAGGACACUGAUUAUUCUCCCUGUCUGGGUGUACAAAGUACAGGACACUGAUUAUUCUCCCUGUCUGGGUGUACAAAGUACAGAACACUGAUUAUUCUCCCUGUCUGGGUGUACAAAGUACAGGACACUGAUUAUUCUCCCUGUCUGGGUGUACAAAGUACAGGACACUGAUUAUUGGAAGGGUAUUUACAUAAGGACUUCUUUGCACAUGAAUAACCCAUGCAUACUGCUUUUCUAAACAACAACUGGAAGACAAUGGAAAUAUCAACUUGUGGUUGUUGUACUGCUUAUGAAUAUGUACAGCCUAAAAUAAUGUGGCCCGCCUAUUUAUGAGACACAGUAAUUUAUGAGACACACUCAUGGAUUGUCAUACAGUAAAUGAAUGGUAGUGACUAUGUUGAUAUGUUUCCAGUGUGAGUGCAGGGAAACUGGUGCGGUUGUAGCUGGAAAGGAGCUGGAAAGGAGCUGGAAAGGAACUGGCGGUGGCCAGAGCUGCGGGGGUCACAGCCGCUGUCUUUCUUUAUUUCUUUCUAGUUUAUUUUUCUCCUGUAAACUUUCCUUCCAUGAAAUUCACUCUUUUCAGACGUCUAAUCAGAAAAGCCCACCAUUAGUUCAGCAUCAAACAUUAGCCACUAAAUCAAGAGGAAUGGUAGAAAAUGAAUGUCUUCUUCCCACAGACAGUAAAGUUUAGGGAGGGAAAGGCAGUUCACUCCUUAUGAGUUCUCCCUGAGUGACAGUGAAUGAAUAAAGCGAGCGAGUUCCCCGCCGACAAAAGUGUUUACUCUUCGAGACUUCAACUGGGAGAUGAGAGGAGUUCUGCACUGUCUCAAGGCGGAUUUUUCUCUCUCUCUCUCUCUCUCUCUCUCUCUCUCUCUCUCUCUCUCUCUCUCACCCUUCCAUUAUUAAACAUACGUUUUACAAUUCUCUCUCUCUUUCUCCCUGUCUCUUUCUUCUUCAUCAUCAACUUCUGAAACUUCUCACAUUCCUCCUCCGUGUCUCCGGAGACUUCAACCCCAGACUGUAGAAUAGAAAUAGACCGUCAUCUGUCACAUCUAGCACCUCCACCCCCUUCUCAUAGAGAAACAGAAACACACAACAGAGAGGCUUCAUUGAGAAAAUUGUAGAAUAUCUCUGUACAGUCAUUCAAGAAUUAGUCUCGAACCACCCCAAAACUCAACGACUCACUCAGUAUUUCACAAGUCAUUGAAUUACUCAAUGACUAAGUUUACAGUAUUUAAGGAAAUUGUGGGAUUUUCCAUUAUAGUCCAUCAAUCAAGAAUUAAACCCUCCGCAAACCACUUAAUAGAAUCAGUCAAUUACUUAAGUCUACAGUAACUUACUACACCGCUCGCCCCUCUGUAAUCAUCAGUGGUCGAACUGCAGCAGACACCUCCCCAUUUAUUAUUUAUUUAAUUGUAUUUAUUUUACCCUUAUUUUACCAGGUAAGUUGACUGAGAACACAUUCUCAUUUACAGCAAUGACCUGGGGAAUAGUUACAGGGGAGAGGAAGGGAUGAAUGAGCCAGCUGGAAGCUGGGGAUGACAAACAUGGCGGUUUGGUUCCCGUUACUGUGGUUGUGGUUAUAGUCCCAGCUCUUUAAAUAAACAGGCCCCCUCGGUAACCGCAGUCGCACUCUCAUAACACCGUCUCCUCUUCCCUAAUGUGCAGCACGCGAGCCCACGCUCUACCCAGCCUGGGCCUAGUCUGAUGGACAGAUCCCUCCAUCCCUCUUUCUCCUUCCCCUCAUCUCUCUCUCACCGGCUGUGAUGGAUGUCCCAGGUCUGGUUUCUCACCGAGACACAACUUGGCCAAACAAACCAGCUUGCGGUGAAGUCAGUCAGGCUCAGCUUAGAGAUGUGUUUAAUAGAGUAGAACAGGCAGUGAUGGGGAUGACACACACCCCUGCCUGCACACACAGGGCAUUCAGCCAGGGCUCACUUAUCAUACCAGACAGAGAGAGAAAGCAGAGGGAGAGAAAAGCAAGGUUGGGAUCUCAUCAUCAGCCCUAUGUUAGUUCUGGGACUGACUGGGGUUUCCUUCCAAAUGGCACCCUAUUUCCUAUAUAGUACACUACUUUUGACCAGAGCCCAGAUCUAGUGCACUAUAAUAGGGAAUAGGGUGCCAUUCUGAACGCAGCCUGGAGCUCCUGUGAUCUACCUGAAAGAGAAGCAGACGGCCUGGACCCUCAUCAUCCGUCUUUGACAGCUAAUUGUUGAACUUCUCUGAUUGCUGUAAUUACUCACAGCAGGGCGCCGGGUGUGCGUGUAUGUGCGCGUGCGUGCAUGUGCGCGUGUGUGCGUGCAUGCCUUGUUUGGAAGAGAGUGUUCAGUUUGAGGUUUUAAUGUGCUGUUUGGAAUGAAAUUGGCAGAUCCAUUUUCUCUAGAGAUGAACUACAAUGAGUGUGCCAAGUCACGCAUCUCGAACAUGAAUGUGGAUCAAUGAAGUUUAUACCAAUGCACAUUAUUACGAUGUUACCUCCGACCAUGAACCUGAAUAUCUGGUUUUGGGUGCUUGCGUGUGUGUGUAGAUUGCAGAGCAUGAGAAGGAGCUUGCAGAGCUGGAGAGGUGUGGUGAGGAGCUGGAAAGGUGUGGUGAGGAGCUGGAGAGGUGUGGUGAGGAGCUGGAGAGGUGUGGUGAGGAGCUGGAGAGGUGUGGUGAGGAGCUGGAGAGGUGUGGUGAGGAGAUGGAGAGGUGUGGUGAGGAGCUGGAGAGGUGUGGUGAGGAGAUGGAGAGGUGUGGUGAGGAGCUGGAGACGUGUGGUGAGGAGCUGGAGAGGUGUGGUGAGGAGAUGGAGAGGUGUGGUGAGGAGCUGGAGAGGUGUGGUGAGGAGAUGGAGAGGUGUGGUGAGGAGAUGGAGAGGUGGUGAGGAGCUGGAAGAUGAGAUUGAGAUGAAGAAAGAAGCAUAUGUGGAGGAGAUCGCUGAUCUGGAGGUAAGAGAGAUCUAGGAACAGUUUACCCUACCAUCAUCCCUAACCACAGAUCUAGGAACAGUUUACCCUACCCUCAUUCCAAACCACAGAUCUAGGAACAAGUUAUUCUACCCUCAUCCUAACCACAGAUCUAGGAACAGUUUAAACUACCCUUAAUCCUAACCACAGAUCUAGGAACAGUUUAAACUACCCUUAAUCCUAACCACAGAUCUAGGAACAGUUUAAACUACCCUCAAUCCUAACCACAGAUCUAGGAACAGUUUAAACUACCCUUAAUCCUAACCACAGAUCUAGGAACAGUUUAAACUACCCUUAAUCCUAACCACAGAUCUAGGAACAGUUUAAACUACCCUCAAUCCUAACCACAGAUCUAGGAACAAGUUAUUCUACCCUCAAACCUAACCACAGAUCUAGGAACAGUUUACCCUUCCCUAUCCUCAAGUCUAAGAGUAGAAAGUUAGAAAAUAUCAGACCUUAGACUAGUGGUUAGGGUCAGCUUCUACCUCCAUCCAUCCAUCCCAUAUAUCCAAUGGCUCUAUUCCAAUAACUUCUACCUCCAUCCACCCAUCCCAUAUACCCAAUGGCUCUAUUCUAAUAACCACACUAGCAUACCAAUUAGAAUGUGUCCAAUACAUAGAUACAUGGCUUUAUAAUAAGUGGUAGGAUGGAAGUGGUUAUUAGAACAUGGCCCAUUAUCUCUCUGUUUCUUCUCAGUGUCGUAUUGAGGAGAUGAAGGAGCAGCAGCAUGACCUGCAGGUCCAGAUGAGGGAGCAGUGUGGGGACUACGAGGAGCUGCUGGGUCAGAAGAUGGCCCGGGACAUCGAGAUCACUGUCUAACGGGGAGACUUUUCACUGAUACAUUUCACCCACAGGGCCUCAUGCACAGCAAUAGUGUACAGUGUGAUCAUCAAGGCCUCUGUAGUAGUGAAAAAGAUGGAGAGGCCCUGCAGCAUUUACUAAUGGGCUUGUUCAGGAAAGAAAAUUAAGUACCCAAAACACAUGACACUUGGAGAGACAAUGACUAUCCUUAAUAUAAUAUUCAAUACAGAGGUUUCUGUAGUUUUACAAUGACAAUAGUAUCUUCAGAUGACGUGAUGUUAGCCUAAUAUUUUUGAUUUUCUUCACAAUAUUUGUGUAGCCCUACAUUGUGAACAUGUGAGUAGUAUGUGUGACAUAAUGUCACCUGGGCAUCCUCAUAUCCAUAAUAUCCAUAUUAAGACAUUCCUGAGAACAAAGGUCUGACAUCCUAGGUCAAAAGGUCUGACAUCCGAGGUCAUCCGGGGUCACUGGAAACAGGCCCUACGACAGUCCCAGAAAACAUGAUGCAAUUUCCUGUCCGGUAUCCUUGAAGAUGUUUUCGUGUUUCUGUCUUGCCGCCCUCCUGUUUUGUGUGUUUGUGUCUGCCUGUGUGUCUGUCUGUCUGUGUGUGUGUCUGUCUGUGUGUCUGCCUGUGUGUGUCUGUCUGUGUGUCUGCCUGUGCUUCUGUCUGUGUAUGUGUCUGUGUGUGUGUCUGUGUGUGUGUCUGUGUGUGUGUGUGUCUGUGUGUGUGUCUGUCUGUGUAUCUGUCUGUGUAUCUGUCUGUGUGUCUACCUGUGUGUCUGCCUGUGUGUCUGUCUGUCUGUCUGUCUGUGUGUCUGUCUGUGUGUCUGUCUGUCUGUGUGUCUGCCUGUCUGUGUGUCUGUCUGUGUGUCUGCCUGUGUGUCUGCCUGUGUGUCUGCCUGUGCUUCUGUCUGUGUGUGUGUCUGUGUGUGUGUCUGUGUGUGUGUCUGUCUGUGUGUCUGUGUGUGUGUCUGUCUGUGUACAGUGGGGGAAAAAAGUAUUUAGUCAGCCACCAAUUGUGCAAGUUCUCCCACUUAAAAAGAUGAGAGAGGCCUGUAAUUUUAAUCAUAGAUACACGUCAACUAUGACAGACAAAAUGAGGAAAAAAAAUCCAGAAAAUCACAUUGUAGGAUUUUUUAUGAAUUUAUUUGCAAAUUAUGGUGGAAAAUAAGUAUUUGGUCAAUAACAAAGUUUUCUCAAUACUUUGUUAUAUACCCUUUGUUGGCAAUGACACAGGUCAAACGUUUUCUGUAAGUCUUCACAAGGUUUUCACACACUGUUGCUGGUAUUUUGGCCCAUUCCUCCAAGGCAGAUCUCCUCUAGAGCAGUGAGGUUUUGGGGCUGUCGCUGGGCAACACGGACUUUCAACUCCCUCCAAAGAUUUUCUAUGGGGUUGAGAUCUGGAGACUGGCUAGGCCACUCCAGGACCUUGAAAUGCUUCUUACGAAACCACUCCUUCGUUGCCCGGGCGGUGUGUUUGGGAUCAUUGUCAUGCUGAAAGACCCAGCCACGUUUCAUCUGCAAUGCCCUUGCUGAUGGAAGGAGGUUUUCACUCAAAAUCUCACAAUACAUGGCCCCAUUCAUUAUUUCCUUUACACGGAUCAGUCGUCCUGGUCCCUUUGCAGAAAAACAGCCCCAAAGCAUGAUGUUUCCACCCCCAUGCUUCACAGUAGGUAUGGUGUUAUUUGGAUGCAACUCAGCAUUCUUUGUCCUCCAAACACAACGAGUUUUAUUUUGGUUUCAUCUGACCAUAUGACAUUCUCCCAAUCCUCUUCUGGAUCAUCCAAAUGCACUCUAGCAAACUUCAGACGGGCCUGGACAUGUACUGGCUUAAGCAGGGGGACACGUCCGGUACUGCAGGAUUUGAGUCCCUGGCGGCGUAGUGUGUUACUGAUGGUAGGCUUUGUUACUUUGGUCCCCCCGUGUGGUUCUGGGAUUUUUGCUCACCGUUCUUGUGAUCAUUUUGACCCCACGGGGUGAGAUCUUGCGUGGAGCCCCAGAUCGAGGGAGAUUAUCAGUGGUCUUGUAUGUCUUCCAUUUCCUAAUAAUUGCUCCCACAGUUGAUUUCUUCAAACCAAGCUGCUUACCUAUUGCAGAUUCAGUCUUCCCAGCCUGGUGCAGGUCUACAAUUUUGUUUCUGGUGUCCUUUGACAGCUCUUUGGUCUUGGCCAUAGUGGAGUUUGGAGUCUGACUGUUUGAGGUUGUGGACAGGUGUCUUUUAUACUGAUAACAAGUUCAAACAGGUGCCAUUAAUACAGGUAACGAGUGGAGGACAGAGGAGCCUCUUAAAGAAGAAGUUACAGGUCUGUGAGAGCCAGAAAUCUUGCUUGUUUGUAGGUGACCAAAUACUUAUUUUCCACCAUAAUUUGCAAAUAAAUUCAUUAAAAAUCCUACAAUGUGAUUUUCUGGAUUUUUUUUCUCAAUUUGUCUGUCAUAGUUGACGUGUACCUAUUAUGAAAAUUACAGGCCUCUCUCAUCUUUUUAAGUGGGAGAACUUGCACAAUGGGUGGCUGACUAAAUACUUUUCCCCCCCACUGUAUCUGUCUGUGUGUCUGCCUGUGUGUCUGCCUGUGUGUUUGUGUGUCUGCCUGUGUGUUUGUUUGUGUGUGUGUGUGUGUCUGCCUGUGUGUGUGUGUGUGUGUGUGUGUGCCUGUGUGUGCCUGUGUGUGCCUGUGUGUGUGUGUGUGUGUGUGUGCUCAACCAUCUGCCAUCCUGGUAUGUAGAAGGAUGCACUUUGCCCUUCCCGACCCUUUGGACAACCCUUCGCUCACCCCUCUGCCGCUUCGAACACAUCCUCGUGGCUCGGGAAGAGGCAGCAUCACACAAUGCCUCAUUAGAAUGGACAGGGGGACCUCACACUGUCAGGACAAUUGUCAAGCCACUUUAUCAUCCAGCCUGUUAAUGUCAGCAGCCCCGCAACACAGUCAGCCUCACAACUGUAGCCUCCUUUAAACACUGGUCCCCCAACAGAUUGUUCCAAAGACACACACACACACACAGACUCAAGGCACAGACACACCAACAUUUUCAUUAACACACACAUACACGCACACACACACAAAAACUUAGUCAUGGCGCAGGCAGACAGUCUGGGGGCGAAGUUGCCUAACUUUUUUACAUGGCUGUUUUGUCAUCCGUAACUAAAACCAUGAAUAAGAAAUGAACAUCUGAGAUGUUUGCUCUUCUCCGUGCUACAGAACAGAGUCUAAUUACAUUAGUGUCACCUGUAAAAUGUAUAGAGUCUAAUGACAGUAGUGUCACCUGUAAAAUGUACACUGAGACAUUUGGACCAGGGCCCAGAUUCACAAAACCUUCUUAAGAAGAAAUGUCUUCUUAACUGAGAUUUUUUCCUUAAGUAUAGACUUGAUGAAGAAAUUUAAGCAAAGUUGCUGGCACCCUAUUGUAUUGCGCUACUUCUAUGUAUUGCACUAAUUUGACCAGGGCCCAUAGGGCUCUAGUCAAAGUAGUGCACUAUAUAGGGAAUAGGGUGCCAUUUGGGACACAGCCUCUAAUUAAAUUUUAUCUGAUUGAAUUCAAGUGCGGAGCAAAAUCUUUCCUCAAUUUCAUUAGAAAGUAAUGUCCGUAACUCCGAUAGGUAUGCUUCCAUAAUGGUUUAUUUAGAAGUACACAAAGCAGACAAUGUUUCUAUGGAGGCUAGCCAUGUUUCUAUGGAGGCUAGCCAUGUCAGGUCUGAAGUGUAGAACACUGGCUGUACUGUGUGUAUGUAUUCAGCAGACAAUCUUCCAGUUGUCUUCCUCUUCCUCUCUUCUAUUCCCAGGGGUUUGGUGGAAGAGGAGGAUGAGAGGCUGUGCUACCUGUGAGAGGAACCGAUGCAGACCAGACCAGGCCAAACAACCGGCUUUCGGCGAUGGAUGUCCCCCAUACGGAUUUGACGUGAUGCCAAAACACAACAGACCUAAAUCAUCUAUUAGAGAUCCCAUGAAGCUAACCGCCACUGCCAGACAAUCAUUUGAGCAGAUGUAA
Molecule: messenger RNA, 19826 nt
Organism: Coregonus sp. 'balchen'
Lineage: Eukaryota; Metazoa; Chordata; Actinopteri; Salmoniformes; Salmonidae
Source: the annotation of a GenBank genome assembly